Erythranthe guttata (spotted monkey flower) is the source of this 1778-nucleotide messenger RNA. RefSeq lists its product as uncharacterized. The record is from RefSeq and is a predicted model, not a curated record. Gene Ontology annotation, cellular component: membrane. Lineage: Eukaryota; Viridiplantae; Streptophyta; Magnoliopsida; Lamiales; Phrymaceae. Gene Ontology annotation, biological process: CAAX-box protein processing. Gene Ontology annotation, molecular function: metalloendopeptidase activity.
ACAAACGAAGUUGAAUUUAAUGUUACCAUGUUAUCCAAAACAAGAAACAAGGGAUUAGUCAUUAGGACAAGCUACAAAGAUUUUCGAAAUUAAUCAGACACGGAAUCAUUAUCUGGGCACGAAACAAUCUGAUUGGUCCUCCAGAUAUCCCCUUCACCACAUUUCUUCAUUAUUACAUUUAUGUUGACUUUCCGGUGGCGCCACACAAAAACAAAACACUACAAAACCCCCAAGAAAAAAAAUAAAAAAAAAAAGAAAAACCAACGGCCCUCAUCGCUCGAUCCCAAAAAUCGCGACCAUGCUCAACCUCAACUUUAACGCCACUGCUGCACCACUGCUGCUCUCUCGAUUCUGAAACGCUACUCCGGUUUAAGGUAGCUGUUUUUUUUUUCCGACAAGAUGGAGAUCGCGUUGGCCUCGGUAGCUCCGAAACCGCCGGUGACGGCGUGGUUUUUGAGUCCCGGCGGCGGCUUGGGAGGUGGUCAUCAUCAUCUUGCUAUGCCGGUGACGGCGAGGAGGAAGAAGAAUAGGUGCGGGAUUGUGAGGGCGGAGAGUAAUAUCGGCGGCGGCGGAGAAGUGGUGGAGAAUGGGGAGAGGGAGAGUGGUGGCGGGUACAGGGUAUCGGGUAUGGAGGUGACCACAUUCAAUCAGAGCUUCAAUAAUGAUGCUGCUGCUGCUGCUGAUUUCCCUGUGUGGGAUAAGAUUGGUGCUAUUGUCAGACUCGGCUAUGGAAUCGGAAUAUACAGCGCAAUGGCUUUGGCGGGAAGAUUUAUAUGCUCCAUUUCGGGGAUCGAUUGCAACGGAGGAUUCGAUCUAUCGUUGGACGCCAUUGUUAACGGAUUGGGAUAUGCUUCUCCUCCAAUUAUGGCCCUUCUUUUUAUACUUGACGAUGAAGUUGUGAAGCUAUCUCCUCAUGCUCGUGCAAUCAGGGAUGUCGAAGAUGAGGAGCUACGUAGCUUUUUUUACGGGAUGUCCGCUUGGCAGUUUAUGCUCAUAGUUGCAGCAAGCUCUGUAGGAGAGGAGCUCUUUUACCGUGCUGCUGUACAGGGAGCAGUAGCGGAAAUAUUUCUCAAGAGUGGGGAUUUGGUUGCUGAUGCUCGAGGAAUGGCAUCACUGGCUGGUGUACUUCCGCCGUUUGUCCCGUUUGCGCAGGCAUUUGCUGCUGUUAUUACAGCUGCUCUUACCGGUUCGCUUUAUUACAUGGCUGCUUCUCCUGAUGACCCUACCUAUGUAGUCGCACCGGUUCUUAAAUCGCGCUCUGCUCGUGAAGAUCUCAGAAAACUCUUUGCAGCUUGGUACGAAAGGAGGCAAAUGAAAAAGAUAUACUCCCCUCUGCUCGAAUCACUUUUGGCACUGUAUCUAGGGUUUGAAUGGAUUCAGACGAACAACAUUCUAGCGCCAAUCAUAACGCACGGUAUAUACUCGUCCGUUAUUCUGGGGCAUGGUCUAUGGAAGAUCCACGAUCAUCAGAGAAGACUACGCCAAAGAGUACACAGCCUUAAACAACAAGGAAAAUCUUCUUCUUCAAGAAAAUUGUGAGAUCUAUCUUCUUGUGGAGUUACGCUAGCUUUUUUUUUUUUUUUUUAUAUAAUGCAGGAUUUGUAUAAAUUGCACAGCAAAGCUUGCUAGAUAUAUACUAGCUGAAAAUAGAGGUGUAGCGUGUAUAUGUAUAGAACAAUCUGAAUGUGAUGUAAAUUUACGAGAGAUACAGUGUACGGAUAAUUUCCUGCUACUUGUACAUGACAAAUGAGAAAAACAAAAAAUACUUUAGUUGAUCA